AUGUCCAAUGGCGUGCCAUCAAGAACACUGACGACUGUACCACAACGUCGCCAAAAUAGCAGCUGUGAUCCCUGUCGGCGAUCAAAACGCCGAUGUACAUUUCCACUUGUCACAUUAGACAUUUCAAGUCCGGCUUGCGCGCACUGCCAGCGCUUAGGACAUCAAUGCACUUUCAAUUUUGCCACAUCUCGCCUGGACUUAAAAUCACGCCGAAAGCAGCGAAAACAAGACAACACCACUUCAAAUACAUUCCAGGAUGAAGCAAACUGUUUUGAAGUCUCGGAUGAAACAACUGACUCAACCCACUUGAACUGCGAAAACGUGUUCGACGAAUGGCUCAAUAUCGAUAAUUCGUCAUCUUCCAGUAACAAUGGCUCGUCUUCGAAUCUGAAUUAUCCGACUGAUGAUUAUAUUUCUGGUCCCAGAUCUCCAACGGCAGAUAGGGAUCAGAACCUCCUGCAGGUCGCCUUAGCUCCAAGGCAUUUGCGCAAUCAGAACCAUAGCCUGCCCUUGAGUGUGGGCUCUUUGCUCGGGGUCUCAAGACGCAGCCCGAUACAUCUGUUGAAUUCCAAGCUCGAUGAAACAAUCUUAGACACGCGCUUGGCGCGAAUUUUUGAAACUAUCAUUAGUGGCUGUGCUUUGAGGUAUCUGGACUACGAUUGCAAUUUGUACGCAACGCAACGUCGGUAUCGCUUAGAAAGCAGCACCAUCUCUACAAGUCCAGCAUCGCCAGAAACAGAUUGUAUGAUGGAUGAAAGCUAUGCCGACUCUACGCUUUUAGAAUCACAGAUUCUUUCACCGCAUGGGUCAAAUCAGCCCUCUGCGCAUCUGCAUGCCAGUGACCAACGGAUGAAUGUCACGCCUGCCAGGGAAGGAGCUUGCAAUAUGACCAUAGUCGGUUGUGCACGGUUUCUAGAUCACUUAGCAGGUCUCUACGGCAAUAGAUUAAAUCCUGCUGCCCAAAGACAGUCUAACGAAACUUUGAACGCCACCCUUCGACUCUUUGCACUACAAUGGAUGCCUUCAGCCCAAUCUUCGUCUGAUUCUCAGCUCCCGUCAAAUCGACAUUCAUCCUUGGAAGCAUACACAGAUACAUGGUUCAGGGUCAGAUCUCGAGUAUUGGCGAGUCAGAACAUCCAAUCUUUUCGGGUUGUCCUUGCAAUCUUUAUGUUUGACGGCACGGCAAUUCCUAGCAAGGCCCGGGACAGUUUAGGGACCGAGACCGAUCAUGAAUUCCUCGACGUCGGAUUACGAACCCUUUGCCUUUUGAACCAGCUUGUCGUGCAGUACUGUACCACGUUAGGUCCUUUCUCUCAGUAUUCUGCACUCGCCGAGGCUAGCCUAAGCCUUGUUCGUUGGUGCGGAUAUAUGCGAGAUUUGGGCGCAGCACUCACGGCGAAUCAUGAGUGUAAACUUCCAGCGCUUUUCGCGCGUGGGAACGGUUAG
Messenger RNA from Penicillium verhagenii, 1446 nucleotides. RefSeq names its product Zn(II)2Cys6 transcription factor domain-containing protein. NCBI's taxonomy places the organism in Eukaryota, Fungi, Ascomycota, Eurotiomycetes, Eurotiales, Aspergillaceae. The coding region runs from base 1 to 1446 and encodes 481 amino acids. The record is from RefSeq and is a predicted model, not a curated record. The transcript has a single exon. Gene Ontology annotation, molecular function: DNA-binding transcription factor activity, RNA polymerase II-specific; zinc ion binding. Gene Ontology annotation, biological process: regulation of DNA-templated transcription.